CAACCGUAGAAGUAAUAAUAUGUACACUGUACAGCUUCGCUCGUCAACGUAAUAAACAGCAUUUCGGUCGCUUUGAUCAAUUUACUGCUGAGACAGUUGUUCAGUUGUACGUAUGCGGUAUUACCGGUUUCUGGUAUUAGGUUACAGUGGCAUAAAUGCACUUGAAAGUGUUUGCGCCAAGCCGAAAAGCUCUCGAGACUUCACUGAAUGGGUUUUGUUGGUCCAGCUAACUAACUAUGUAUUAACCGGCUACGCUGCGUUGGCGUCCAUUCAUUUCUCAUCUACCUGCCUUUGCUCCGGCAUUCAAGCAUACUUUUGAAAGAUUGUUGCCUUUGAUAAUAAUUUUUUUACUCUUUGAUCUGAUUUCGGUGAUUUCGUGAGGGUGCAUAGUGAGUGUUGUGUAAGCCAUUGUGCCGCUGAUAAUUCAGCUGUGUGAUUUGUUUGCAUUGACGGCAUAACAGUUUGCCGCGGCAAAGAAAGUCCAUACUUUAUUGCCUUUGCACAUUUAUACCGUAUCUGUGAGAGGAUAUUACGGUAAUCCUAAACAACGAUAGCACCCAACCAUCCUCUGUAUCUGCGCCUUUACUCAUUGGAUCGAAACAUUCGUGAGGGACAUCGCACCGGAUACUGCUGAAUAAUUCUUAUAUAUAUAUAUAUAUAGCUCCUAUAACGGGGUCAUCUGGAUCUGUGUUUGACCUAGAAAAAGCACACCGCUGUCAAUUGUGGAGUUGGAUUUGUAUUUAUCCUGUGGUAUCUCUCCCCUGUGAAUCAAAUAUAGGAUGGAUAGUGUCAAGAAUUGGUACAGGUCCAAGUCGAUGAACUUCAGUCUGCCCGGCAAUCCCAUGGAUUUCAAGUCGCACUCCCAUUCCGGCUCCUACGGAGCCACCGAUAGGGCACUGAAGCAUGCGGCGGACGUAUGUAAGAAACUACAGCCAAGCGCGGAGACGCGAAGCGCCGUCCUCAGCACCGUCCGGGACGUGACGGACUACGGCCGGAAACUGGUGAUCCCCAAUGAGGCCACAAAGCAGAAAGUGUCCCGCUUCUAUGAGAGCCGGGUGGCCAAACUAAAGUACGCGCAGCUGGACGACGGCUUUCGCCCCGGUCACGGCCAGCCUGACGAUCUGACCCGCAUCUGCGUGGAGGUGGACAGCGACGACUCUCAUCCUUACUACCAGCCCCGCCCCCAUGCCGAUACCGCCCUGGCCCGGCUGGAGGACCAGCAGGUGCCCAGCAUUGAGCCGCUCAGUCUGCCGGCCCGUCUGCGCACCCACUCCCUCGGUGCCGGCGCUCAGCCGACCUCUGCGGUGGCGUCUCGCGAUGAAAAUCCUUUCGGCACGUCAGACUGGAAUGGCAGUUUCAUGCAGUACAAAGAUCCCGUUCGACGACCUUUCUAACUGCAUGUCCACUACUCAAUAAAUGUUACAUGUUUCUGAAUUGUGUUCGAACACAAAUUUUCAGCAGGACGAUUUGUCCCGGGUCAAUCUACACCAAGCAGUUUGCUUGUUUUUCUGUACAUUCAUAUUAUACAGUAGAUGCGCACUACAUUACAAUAACUACUUAAGUAAUAUAAUAAGGUAAUACCUGCUUCGUGAUUUUGUAUCCAUUUUAGAUCUGACAGAAUCGAGUUUCUAAUUCGAAUGGUGUUUAAAGAUUAAAGGAUUCGUUAUAAAAGUUUAUGGAAAUCGC
Molecule: messenger RNA, 1686 nt
Organism: Paramacrobiotus metropolitanus
Lineage: Eukaryota; Metazoa; Tardigrada; Eutardigrada; Parachela; Macrobiotidae
Exons: 2
Coding region: 780-1394 (204 amino acids)
Source: RefSeq, a predicted model, not a curated record